ACCUAUUGUCGCUGCAAUCUGAUCCAGCCCCCAAAUUGUCUUUUGUCCUCCUUUCCUUUUCGUUUUUAGGGUUUUUUAUUUUUAUAGCUGUGCACUCUCUCUUCUCUUCUCUCAAUUUCUCUUAUUUCUCAAUUGUCCCAAAUAUAUUCCUCUGAAAGAUUAUAGAUUAGUUUCUCUCCCCGAAAAACAAUUUCCCAUAAAGGAAAAAGGAAAAGCCGAUCUUGGCCUUCUUCUUUUUGUUUUGGGUGGCUGUUCUUCUCUUGCAUCUCGAUACUUUGGACGCAUUCUCCCCGGAAUUCGAUUCGCUGGAAAUACCCGUCACCGCCGGGCGUUUCGUGAGGCUGAUUCCUUCUCCGGCUUGAUUCGUCAGUGAAGUCUUUGGUUGAAGCAUAUGGAAGGAAUUCAGAAUCCUACACCUCGCACUGUCGAAGAGGUGUUUAGCGACUUUAGGGGUCGAAGAGCUGGUCUCCUCAAGGCUCUCUCAACAGAUGUACAGAAGUUUUACAAUCAGUGUGACCCUGAGAAGGAAAACUUGUGUCUUUAUGGACUUCCGAAUGAGUCAUGGGAGGUUAAUCUUCCCGUUGAGGAGGUCCCUCCGGAGCUUCCUGAACCAGCUUUAGGCAUCAACUUUGCAAGGGACGGAAUGCCAGAAAAAGACUGGAUAGCUUUGGUUGCAGUUCACAGUGAUUCAUGGCUUAUCUCUGUUGCAUUCUACUUUGGUGCACGUUUCGGAUUUGGUAAAAAUGAGAGGAAGAGGCUCUUCCAGAUGAUAAAUGAUCUCCCAACCAUUUACGAGAUUAUAACUGGCAAUGCAAAGCAAUCCAAGGAUCUGUCUGCUGCUAACCACAACAGUAGCAAAAGCAAAUCCAGCAGUGGCAAGCCUCGUCACUCCGAAUCUCACACUAAGGCUUCAAAGAUGUCCCCACCACCAAGAGAUGAAGAUGAGAGCGGAGAUGAUGAGGAAGAUGACGAGCAAGGUGCUGUUUGCGGUGCAUGUGGAGACAACUACGGAGGAGAUGAGUUCUGGAUUUGCUGUGAUGCUUGCGAGAAAUGGUUCCAUGGGAAGUGCGUGAAGAUCACACCUGCAAAAGCUGAGCACAUCAAGCAUUACAAAUGCCCGAGUUGCAGUACCAACAAGAAAAUCAAAACUUGAAGGUUGAUGAUACAUUAGGGACUGUGAAGGAAGGAGAAAGUUUUCACAGUUGAACGAAGCGACAGAAGAAGGGUUUUAGCUUGAGAGGAGAAGAAGGAAAAAGUCUCUUGAUUGUGUAGUAGUCUUAAUGGGAUUGAGACAGCUUACAGUUAGUAAUGUCUCUCUUCUUUUCUCUCUUUUUCUUUUUCUUUUUCGAUUUUGCACUUUGCUGUUAAUGUCAAAAUGCUGCGACUAAUUUGUCUUUAUGUUUCUAAGAAAAUUCUGUCUUUAAGCACUCUCUUAAUUCUAUGUCAACUAGUUUCUCCUUAUUGGUUUUUUACUUAUUUUACAACUUUGGUUCCUUGAAAUUC
Molecule: messenger RNA, 1503 nt
Organism: Thlaspi arvense
Lineage: Eukaryota; Viridiplantae; Streptophyta; Magnoliopsida; Brassicales; Brassicaceae
Source: the annotation of a GenBank genome assembly